Messenger RNA from Eriocheir sinensis (Chinese mitten crab), 3358 nucleotides. RefSeq lists its product as uncharacterized. NCBI's taxonomy places the organism in Eukaryota, Metazoa, Arthropoda, Malacostraca, Decapoda, Varunidae. Gene Ontology annotation, cellular component: plasma membrane. Gene Ontology annotation, biological process: phosphatidylcholine metabolic process; phospholipid catabolic process. The record is from RefSeq and is a predicted model, not a curated record. Gene Ontology annotation, molecular function: D-type glycerophospholipase activity; calcium ion binding. The transcript has 2 exons. Bases 303 to 2600 code for a protein of 765 amino acids.
AUGCCAGAAGGAGGAAGUGCGGUCUUCAUUUUUUGUGGUGUUAUGUGCCACGUGAGGGACUCAGGGCGUGACAGGCGUGCUGCGGGAUGCUGCCACCGCUGUCUCGCCCACCACACUUCCGCCCUGGGCCGUGUGUGUGACCAGCUCCUGUAGGUGCCCCAGGUGUGUGUGCCGCUGACUGAUGCCUCCCUCGUGAGCUCACCUUCAUCUGCUGCAUGCCCUUGUUCACACACUAGUGCACUACUGCCUUGCCUUCACUCAUAACUUUAAGUUCUACCUACACCACCAACACCACCAUCACCAUGGCCAUGCUCAGGGGUUACCUUUAUGUGGAUCUCAUUGAGGCGGAAAACCUGCCUGAUUGUGACACGGCAUUCUUCAACAUCGAUCCUAAGGACACUUCAGAUGCCUUUGCACAGAUAAAGAUUGGAAGCUCAGUCAUCUGCAAGACAGCAGUGGUGAACAACGACCUCUCGCCCAAGUGGCAGGAGUCCCAUAGGAUCCCUGUGUGCCACAAGGCAGAUGAGCUGCAGAUCCAGGUGCUUGACAAGGAUCACUUUAGUUCUGGUGUGCUUGGGGAAGUCAGCAUCCGUCCUGAAGACCUCAUGGACGGGGAGACGCUGGAGGGCUGGUACCCCCUGUCAGGCUGUGACGGACGCAUCAACCUUAGGUUUACCUAUAUACCCAAAGAGGCGAUUGAUGCUACGUUUGAGGUGCCCGAUUGCUACUUUCCUUUGCGUCAAGGGUGUAGUGUGACUCUGUAUCAGGAUGCCCACUGCCCCAUGUUGCCCUUCUACGAGGGUAUUCCAACAGAAAGCGGUGACCCCUAUGAUCCGCCCUGUGCCUGGAAAAACCUCUAUCAGGCACUCAAUAAUGCCCAGAGGUUUAUCUACAUCACUGGAUGGAGUGUAUACACAGACAUCACCCUUGUGCGGGUAGAGGGUGAGGAGGAAGAUGAAGGAGUUGGGGAGACUGUUGGGGAGCUGCUGAAGAAGAAGGCUGAGGAGGGGGUGAAAGUUUUAGUGAUGGUUUGGAAUGAGAAAAUGAGCACUGGUGUCACUGCUGGAUUCAUGGGCACCCACGAUGAGGAAACACGAGCAUAUUUUGAAGACAGUGAUGUUGAGGUGGCAGUCGUACCCCGCAUCAAAAAUCUUGAGGGUGUGGCUGCCUUCUUCCAGAACCAGUUUGCCCAGACCUGCUACACUCACCAUCAGAAGACUGUUAUCCUGGACUGCCCACCUGCUGAGAACGAGGAGCUACCAAGGAUCCAGGCUUUCAUUGGCGGCCUGGACAUCACUGAUGGCCGCUACGAUACACCAGAGCACGAGCUGUUCAGGACCCUGCACACCUUACAUCAAGGGGACUUUUACAAUGGAGUGAUCCCCACCACCAGUGAUGAGGGUCCUCGCCAGCCCUGGCAUGAUAUCCACUGCCAGGUGAGUGGUCCAAUAGCUCGAGAUAUAAUGAACAACUUUACGGAGCGGUGGCGAAUGCAGGUGAAUGAGCGUGAGUCUGCGCUGCUCCCACUCUCAGAAGAAGAGUUCUUAUUAGAAGAGCCAGUGAUUUGUGAUGAAGAAAAGCUUUGGAGUGUCCAACUGUUUAGGUCCAUCACCUCUGAUUCUGCUCUGUUCGACUUUAACAGAAUAAGUAGUAUCCCCAAGAGGAAAGGAAAGUAUGUUGAUGACAGCAUUCAUCGAGCAUAUAUUCACCAUAUCCGGCGAGCAGACAGCUUCAUCUUCAUAGAGAACCAGUACUUUUUGGGGUCUGCUUAUAGUUGGAAUGAGGAACAGGACACCAAGGCCCAUCAUCUCAUCCCACAGGAAAUCGCUCAGCGUAUAGUGGAGAAGAUUAAUGCUGGAGAACACUUUGUUGCCUACAUUGUGGUGCCCAUGUUUCCUGAAGGUGAUCCCACGAGUGGCCCAGUGCAGGAGAUCCUACACUGGCAGCACCGCACCAUGGAAAUGAUGUACCAGAGUAUUGCUGAGGCAAUUGAAGCCAACGAACUUGAUACUCAUCCCAGGGACUACCUUACAUUUUUCUGCCUGGGUAAAGGGGAAUGUGUUGAUGACAUCCCAGAGGACUUAACCCCACCACAACCUGAGACUCCUGCCAGCAUACUACGAGAGAAGGCCCGACUCAUGAUAUACGUUCACUCCAAGAUGAUGAUAGUGGAUGAUGAUUACAUUAUUGUUGGCUCAGCCAAUAUCAACCAGCGCAGCAUGGGAGGCACCCGUGACACGGAGAUUGCGGUGGGGGCCUUCCAGCCUAUGCAAACACGGGAGGUGUGUGGAGAGCCUCGUGGGUCAGUGUUCCAGUUCAGAAUGGCUUUGUGGGGAGAGCACCUGGGGGCUUUAGAUGAGAUAUACCAUAACCCAGGCUCUGUUGAGUGUGUACAUGCUGUCAAUGAGCUUGCAGAUGCCAAUUGGCAGGCUUAUGCAGCUGAUGAGCCAUGCAAGAUUGAAAGUCAUUUAAUGGCCUAUCCAGUUGUUAUUGGACAGGAUGGUUCUGUGACUUCCCUAGAGGGUUCAGAGAACUUCCCUGAUACUGAAGCUCCUGUCUUGGGAGCCCCUAAUUUCUUGCCCAACAAGCUCACCACAUAGGUCUGCUGCUCAAUAUACUUAAUAGUUUUUGCUGCUGAUUUAUCAGUGACUGGUGAUUGUCUACAUGUGCCUGAUUAUUUAAGCCUUAUAUGCUUAAUGUGACUGCAGCACACUCAUAAUUUACCAAGUAAAACUUUGAUUAGGAAUGGCUGCUAUAUCUCAGUUAUCUAUUUUUAGGAAAAUGAGUUGCCUUAUUGUAAUAUAAUCAUAUUUUCAUAUUGCAAAAUACUGGUAAGUGAUAUUAAUGCCACUGAAUGAUUAUAUUUCUUGGAUAGACAUAAUGGUCAAUAUUUUUAACAUGGCUGCAUGACUUAAUAGUAUUAAGUGUUUAAGUAUACUGAUGGACUCUUCCUCAUGAGGAACUCUGUGUAUCCUUGCCAAAGAUAAAUGUAGCUACGCCUUACCAGAUAUUUAGCAGCUAUUAAACAUAAUGUAGGUAAUGAUUGUACUUGCAACUAAAAGGCAUUCUAGUACAGCUUCAAUCAUGCAAGUAUAAUUAUAUUAACUUCAUUAUUUUGUAUUAGUCUUUUCAUAGAGAUGCUUACAAUAACUAAAGUUACAUUUUCUCUCACAUUCAUCUUAAACAUUCUGGGAAAACAUGUACACAGUUCUUUAAGGCAUAUUAUGGAGAAGUACUGCAUUUACUGCUGCACCUAGCAUCUUAGUUUACGGUAACAGCAAAAUGUCAUUCACCAGAAGAUAAAGUGGUAAAGUGUCUUUUUGAUAUUUGAUUGUUAGCAUUACAUGUCAACUUUCCA